ACGCCAGUAUGUAAUUGUAAUAAUACUUAAAAUGUGGUCAGUUAAGUGGAUGCGAUUAGUGGUGAUGCUGACUGCAUGCUGGGCCCAAGAGGGCGAAUGGAGCGAGGAUGCCGAAGACUUGGUGUCAACAGUGGACGUGGAUGCAGUACUCGGCCGAACUGCGUCAUUACCGUGUGACGUUACACCCGAUACAAAUGAGGAUCGGGUCUACAUGGUGCUAUGGUUCAGGGCCGGGAAGGCCACCGGAGGAAAGCCUAUUUACAGCUUCGACGUACGGGGGCGGUCGUUCAACAAAGCGCUGCAGUGGUCAGAUCCAAACGCAUUUGGCCCGAGGGCGUACUUUGCGACCGUUGCCCGUCCAGCGUCCCUGAUGCUGGAUACCGUACAGUUAGACGAUGAAGGCGUCUAUAGAUGUCGUGUGGAUUUCAAGAACUCACCAACAAGAAAUUUUCAAAUACGACUUGCUGUCAUUGUGCCUCCACACCAACUAAUGCUGUACGACAAAUCGGGCCGAGACGUGUCAGGGAUCGUAGGCCCACUUGAAGAGGGUAACGAACUCGUCCUCGUCUGUGAAGUAAGAGGUGGCCGGCCAACUCCGACUGUGAUAUGGCUAAUAGAUGGGAAUCCAGCGCUUCAAUAUGUUAACGAGAAAACAGAUACUCAUGUAGUUGUAAAUAAAUUAGAACUACCACAUGUGAGAAGAGAUCAUUUAAAUACAACUUUCAAAUGUCGAGCAUCAAACACAAACCUCGUUAGCCCGCAGGAUAAAACUGUACGGCUGGAGAUGAACUUGAAACCAACAAUGGUAGAAAUUCUAAACAAACCGUCGUCACUAUCAUCAGAAAGGCACGUGAACCUCACUUGUGUGUCAGAGGGUAGUCGGCCUCCCGCUCAGUUGACGUGGUAUAAGGACAAUAGGAAGUUCAAAAGAGGGAAGAUAACAGAAACACUAAAUGAAACUUGGGUGAGCAGUUCCUUACAAUUCAUACCAAUGCCAGAAGACGAUGGGGUGCAACUCAAAUGCCAAGCGGACAACAGUGCGCUCCCCGACCAGAGCAUAGAAGAUUCAUUCAAACUCGAUGUCGUAUAUCCACCGGUAGUAUCACUAUCAUUAGGAAGUACACUAAAUCCACAUGAUAUCAAAGAAGGGGACGACGUAUAUUUUGAAUGUUCAGUACGUGCUAAUCCUAGAGAAAACCGCAUCUCUUGGUACCAUAAUGAUAAGCCAGUCCUGCAUAACGUGGUAUUGGGAGUGAUAGUGAGUACGAAGUCAUUAGUACUCCAAAAGGUGACGAGGGACCACGGUGGCGAGUAUUCAUGCCGGGCUACAAACGCACUGGGGGAAACAGCAAGUCAAGGCACUCAUCUCAGUAUUCAAUAUGCACCCGUCUGUUCGCACCCUUCGCCGCAAGUGCUUGGUGCACAAAUCGACGAGGCACUGCGCGUACGCUGCUCCGUAACAGCCAAUCCACCAGACGUAACGUUCUUCUGGCAGUUCAACAAUAGUGGAGAAAGUCUCGAUGUAUCCCCUACUAAGUUUGGCACGGCGAACGGUAGUACAAGUGAGCUCAGCUAUAAACCACAAAGUGAGCGGGACUACGGUACACUCAGCUGUAGAGGGACCAAUUCCGUGGGUAGACAGCUCGAGCCAUGUAUCUUCCAAGUGGUGCCCGCUGCGCGCCCAUCUGCUCCCCGUAACUGCUCUCUGCAAGCGGGUAAUAACAGCGUAGACGGCGCGAGCUGGCUCCGCGUACGAUGCGUCGCUGGUUAUGACGGUGGCCUGCCGCAGACUUUCAUACUGGAAGCUCUAGAUCCAGUUACUGGGAGGACUAGAUUCAACGGCAGUGUUAACGAGACUGAUGGCCUAGCUGUGUUCAAGUUGGAUGUAACGCAACUCUCAUCUGUUGUUGAUGGCCACGGCACCACAUUCAACUUACUCAUAUAUGCCAAAAACCUAAAAGGAGAUUCUGAGAAGACUUUACUUGAAAACAUUGCAUUCAAUGAUGCAGCUAGAAGAACAGAUGGAAAAGGAGCCAUGGGUGGUGUGACCCUUGGUGUAAUGGUAGCUGCUGUGCUAGGAAUUACUAUUGCUAUUGGCGGAAUAGCUUUCACAGCACUAUGUGCUCGUAGACGUCGCUCGCAACCCCCUCACAAACACCCUCCAGGCGAUAUGCUGGAAUUAAGUGAUGGUGGUCGCCGAUAUGUUGUUGCUUACACCAUUAAACCGUCACCAGAUAUGAAAACGCCUGAUCCACAGCCCGAUAUAUUAAAUGCUCCUGAUUCUGAUAAUCAACCUGCACCACAUUCUACGGAUGAAGUCGACGAAUGGCCUAGCAUAAAAGAAGUACGAGGAGACUGGUGUAAAACAGGAGCAGUUUUCUCGGCAGAAGACUUAGCACUUUUAGAUACUGCUGGUAGACCUCAACAGCUUACACCAGGAAGUGACUUGGCACCUAGCAGUAGACAAGAGGAUGUUCUUAAUCAAAAUAUAGCUCAGACAGUAUUAGGAAAUAACUUUAGGCCUAACUUUGUAGUUUCCAACAGUCCCACAUUGGGGAGUCCCAACUUUGUCUGCCCAAAUGGCAAUGUAGGAUCGCCAUUUGGCAGUCAGACGUUAACACUUAGUGGACCGACUUUAAGCUCGGGGAGUCUUGCAACAUCAACCUUACAUAGGACCAAAGGUAAAGGUAAUGCACGAAGAAGAGAACACGUAUUAACUGAAAAUUUACCUGGACCAGAAAGUUGUGUGUGAAGUGACAGUGAUGUUUUAAUUUGAACCAUUAGUUACGUUCGCCAACGAAAUACAGGUUAACUAAUUAUACUAAAUACAUUUCAUGUAAUUAUUCCGUUUUGUAAAUCGUAUGUAACGUAUGUUAUUGUUUGAAUUACAAAUAUGUUUUAUUGAUCUAUCUCAAUCCAUAUUGUGUACAAUAUAUUCAGCUUACACGAUUUAUUAUUGCAGUAGAAAUUGAAAGCUUUACGGCUAUUUUUAGUAAAAAACAACUAAAUAUAUUCAGGAAUAUGAAAUCGUUCAUUUUAAAACACUAAUGUAAUCUGUAAACAUUAUGUGAAUAAUUUCGAUUGCUGGUUUUAUAUGUAUUUGCUCAAUUUUUUUCGUAAUCUAAGAUGUGAUCAUAAAUUUUCAUUCAUAGUUCAAUGAUUUCCUAACUCUAAACAUUGCAGUGAGCCAGUGAUAUAAUUUGGACUAAUUAAUCAGACUGACUUCAUAAUACAAAUUUAAUAGAAAAAUCUCAUAAACUCAACUUUCAAAUAGUCUAAUAAUAUCUACCUACUAUCGUAAUACAAAUUGGCUCAUUAACUUUACAAAUGGCGCUCCAAUUUAGUAUUUAAGAUAUAGAAUAAUAUAUCAUAGACUUAUAGAUAAUUUAAAAGCUUGUAGAAAUCCCUAUUUAUUUUAAUAAACUCGGUUGUGGUAACUGUAUAUAAAUUUAGGUGAUAAUAAUGAAAACCAAAAAGAUAACAAGGCUUUUGUUGUCAUUUAUGUAAUUAAUGUGUUUGUAGAAAUUGUAAAUAUUCGUUAUAAUUGAACAAUGAAGGUGCAAUUUCAAGAGUCUUAUUCGAAUUUGAAUUUGUUAAUAAAAAUUAAUAGUUAAUUUUUGUGGUUUCAGUAUUCAAAGAAACAAAUAAUCAAGAGCAAUGAACAUGAAAAAACUAAUAUUCUGUUUCAUACGUCUUGAAGAGCGUGGAAUCUACAAAUAAAUUAUUAAGUUGAUGUAAAAUACUAGUGGCAUGGCCUUGCUUCGAUCGAAUAUUCACAACCUUGUGAGUUUUGUAUAUAUAUUAACAUUAGAUAUAGUCUAUGUCACUCUGGAAUAAUGUUACUUACAAAUAGUGUUAAAAUUUAGUAAGUCAAAAUCCGCUCUUCCUCUUUAUAAUAUUAGUAUAAAUAAUUUCUGCAGACGGGUUUAUAUUUUUUAUUAUAUAUUAUAUAGAUAUAUUAAAUGUUUUGUCAUAAUUCAUAUACUCUUGAAAUUGUCGCUUGUAAUGUAGUGCCAUUUUAUAUGAUACUUGUAAAUGUUUCAAUUUAUGUUGAUUCUAUUAAAUAGAGUUUAAUGAUGAUACUGUGGGUUAUAGAUGAAUGUAUAUAAUAUAUAUUAUGUCGAUCGAACUGUUGUAGCUGUCAAUAAUUUCCGUGGUUCUAAUGAUCUG
Achroia grisella is the source of this 4170-nucleotide messenger RNA. RefSeq names its product hemicentin-1-like. The coding region runs from base 32 to 2752 and encodes 906 amino acids. Lineage: Eukaryota; Metazoa; Arthropoda; Insecta; Lepidoptera; Pyralidae. The record is from RefSeq and is a predicted model, not a curated record. The transcript is spliced from 17 exons.